ACACAUGACUGACUCAUCCCUGCCUGUGAGUCUGAACAAACAUAUGAGCAAUACCCACCACCACUAAGAACCCACACAAUGGAUUUGGGAAGCAUGGAAAACGAACCCACCACAACGAAUAAAACGGGGAAUUGCAGCAAAAGCACGACCUUCACCUCAUCUACCGCCAGCUACAAGAACUCCGCCAGCAAGGCAAUGGCGCAGUACAAUGCUGAUGCAAAGUUAAUGGCCGAGUUUGAGCAGUCCGGGGAGUCUGGUAAAUCCUUCAACUACACUAGGUCUGUCAUUAACGCCACCCAGGAUGCCACCGAAGAAGAAAUGAUUGCUUACCUGUCAAGAAUCCAAAGAGGUGGUCUCAUCCAACCCUUUGGUUGUAUGCUUGCUGUGGAAGAACCCACUUUCAAAAUAAUAGGGUUCAGUGAGAAUUGCUUAGAUUUGUUGGGUCUGAAGACCUUCGUUGACCCAGGCGACCAAAGGAGUCUGAUUGGGAUUGACGCCCGGACUCUCUUCACCCUCUCCUCACGGUCUUCACUGGCUAAAGCCGUCGCAUCUCAGGAGAUUUCUCUGUUGAAUCCAAUUUGGGUACACUCCCGGAGCAAUCAAAAGCCCUUCUAUGCCGUCCUCCACAGGAUCGACGUAGGGAUCGUGAUUGAUUUGGAGCCGGCCAGCUCCAGCGAUCCCGCUCUGCUGCUAGCUGGAGCAGUUCAAUCACAGAAGCUAGCCGUCCGUGCGAUCUCUAGGCUCCAAUCGCUACCCGGGGGAGACAUAGGCACACUGUGUGACACUGUAGUGGAAGAUGUGCAGAAGCUCACGGGGUAUGAUAGGGUGAUGGUUUAUAAGUUCCACGACGAUGAUCACGGAGAGGUUGUGUCAGAAAUCAGACGGUCAGAUUUAGAGCCUUAUUUAGGGUUACACUAUCCUGCCACCGAUAUCCCACAAGCUGCACGCUUCUUGUUCAAGCAGAACAGGGUCAGGAUGAUAUGCGAUUGCAAUGCAAAACCUGUCAGGAUUUUUCAGACGGAAGAACUAAAGCAGCCGCUCUGUUUGGUCAAUUCAACCCUCAGGUCGCCACACAGCUGUCAUACCAGCUAUAUGGCUAACAUGGGGUCCACAGCAUCUUUAGCCAUGGCCAUUGUCAUUAACAGCGGUGAGUCAAUGAAGCUAUGGGGACUGGUAGUGUGUCACCACACCACCUCGCGGUACAUCCCUUUCCCGCUGCGCUACGCGUGUGAGUUCCUCAUGCAAGCAUUCAGCCUUCAGCUUCAUAUGGAAAUUCAGCUGGCCACACAGCUGGCCGAGAAGAAAAUCCUUCGUACCCAAAGCUUGUUGUGUGACAUGCUUCUCCGAGAUGCUCCCUUAGGGAUAGUGACACAGUCUCCUAGCAUAAUGGAUCUCGUCAGGUGUGAUGGUGCCGCACUCUACUACGGUGGAAAGUGUUGGUUGCUUGGUGUGACUCCAAACGAGGCACAAGUAAAAGAUAUUGCCGAGUGGCUGUUAAACACCCAUGGGGAUUCCACGGGUUUGAGCACGGAUUGUCUUUUGGAUGCCGGAUACCCGCGGGCUGACACAUUAGGUGAUGAGGUUUCCGGGUUGGCCACGGCAAAGAUCAGUUCGAAGGAUUUCCUGUUUUGGUUUAGGUGUCACACCGGAAAGGAAGUGAAAUGGGGUGGGGCCAAGCAUCAUCCGGAGCAGAAAGAUGAUGGCAGAAGAAUGCACCCUCGUUCUUCUUUCAAUGUCUUUCUUGAAGUGGUGAAAGGGAGAAGUUUGCCUUGGGAGGACUCUGAAAUUAACGCUAUUCAUUCUUUGCAGCUCAUAAUGAGGGACUCACUCAAAGUGAUCGAGAAGAACUGUGUGAAAAGCAUGUCAUCGUCUUCACAACAGAGCGAUUCCGAAGGGACGAGGUUUUAUGAGCUUAGCUCUAUGGCACGAGAAUUGGUAAGGUUGAUUGAGACGGCUACGGUUCCCAUUUUUGCAGUUGAUUCAUCUGGUUUUAUCAAUGGAUGGAACUCUAAGAUUGCAGAACUUACGGGGUUGGAAGCUGAUGUGGCACUCGGCAAGCCUCUCAUGGAUUAUGUCACUCAUGAGGAUUCUCGCAAAAGCUUCAGAAGUCUUAUGUGUAGAGCUCUACAAGGUCCAUCUUAUUGAUUGUGACCAAUUGGUCAUAUGUACAAACAAUAAUUCAUGAUUCACGCUGGUUCAGGUGAGGAGGGCAAAAACAUGGAAGUAAAGCUGUUAAACUUUGGGAAGCAGCAAACAAGGGAAGUCGUGUACCUUGUAGUUAAUGCAUGUACAAGUAGAGAUUGUCAAAAUGAUAUUAUCGGGGUGUGUUUUGUGGGUCAAGACAUUACACCACAGAAAGUUGUCAUGGAUAAAUUUGUCCGCUUGCAAGGGGAUUAUGAGGCAAUUAUACAAAACCCCAACCCACUAAUCCCACCGAUAUUUGCUUCCGAUCAGAAUGCAUGCUGCUCCGAGUGGAAUGCGGCUAUGGAAAAUUUAACAGGUUGGAUGAAAACUGAGAUCUUAGGAAAGAGACUCCCUGGCGAGGUUUUUGGCGGUAUGUGCCGGCUAAAGGGUCAAGAUGCACUUACCAAAUUCAUGAUUCUCUUGUACCGAGGAAUAAGUGGCCAUGACACUGAAAAACUGCAGUUUGGUUUUUUUGACAGAAAUGGGAAUUUUUUAGACGUGUUCGUAACUGCAAAUAAGAGAAUCGACGAGAGUGGGAGUAUAAUAGGGUGUUUUUGUUUCUUGCAAACGUCUUCAACAAGAGACAAACAAGAAGAUAAUGAUGAUGAUAGAGAUUGUGUGUCAAAACUUAAAGAGUUUGCAUACAUAAGGCAGCAGAUGAAGAAUCCCUUGAAUGGAAUCCGUUUUACCCACAAGCUACUUGAAGGUACAGCUACUUCCGAUGAUCAGAAACAGUAUCUGGAAACAAGUGAAGCAUGUGAAAGGCAGAUACUGUCUAUAAUUGAGGAUAUGGAUUGUGGAGGCAUAACAGAGGGCAGCACUGUGGAGCUCACGACAGAAGAGUUUGUGAUAGGGAGUGUCAUAGAUGCAAUUGUUAGUCAAGUUAUGAUUCCGCUGAAGGAGAAAAAUGUGCAACUACUCCAUGAUAUCCCUGACCAUAUCAAAUCCCUCACUGUAUAUGGGGAUCAAAUUAAGCUCCAGCUCGUCUUAUCUGAUUUCUUGCUCAGUGUCGUGAAUUAUGCACCUUCUCCAGAUGGUUGGGUGGAAAUCCGGGUGAUCCCUGGGUUGAAGCUGAUACAAGAUGGGAAUGAGUUUAUUCAUAUCCAGUUCAGAAUGACUCAUCCUGGGCAAGGAUUGCCUGCCGCUCUAACUGAAGACAUGUCAAGAGGAGGAACGAGAUGGACAACACAAGAAGGGGUUGCUUUACAUUUCUCAAAGAAACUUGUUGGUAUGAUGAGUGGUCAUGUCCACUACAUCAAAGAACAACACAAGUGUUACUUCCUCAUUGACCUUGAUUUCAGAACACAUAAGGCAAGGUUAAGGGGGUCGAGUAUGGAUACAAGCAGUACGAACUGAUUCUAUCUCCGUAUUUUUGUUUUUCCUCAAUUGUCAACGGCACACAUUUUCAGGAUACCAUUUUUUUUCUUCUUACAUAAUUCUGAUUUUGGGUAAUUGAUUCUUGUUAAGAUUGCCUCGACUGUCAUGAUGAAGAAAACUCAUGUAGUGAGCGGUAUGUAUAUAUGUCCUUUUUUGCUGUGAUUGUAUUCAGGACUCAGGAGGAUUUUGUACACUUGUGUAUGCUAAGGACAUUGUAAUCUAUUACCAUAAACCUGCGAUUUUUAGUAUUGGAAGUCACAUUUCAUGAUUACCAUUCCA
Cuscuta europaea is the source of this 3840-nucleotide messenger RNA. The record is from the annotation of a GenBank genome assembly. NCBI's taxonomy places the organism in Eukaryota, Viridiplantae, Streptophyta, Magnoliopsida, Solanales, Convolvulaceae.